AUGGGUUUGGAGAUACUUGGUAGAGAGAGGGACAUUAUGGGUGAGGGUGAUUCAAUCCUUGUAUGGAGAAAUGUCUACAGGGGAGGGUGGGGUGUGGAAGGUCGAGAAAAGGGGUGGGAUGAAGGGUUGGUGGCUAAAAAUUGUUCGGCAGGCGGGGGGGAGAAAGAAAAGUGGUUCAGGGGUAAUAUUCAAAGGUUUGUGGGGAAUGGUAGAGAGGUUAGUUUUUGGGGUGAGAUUUGGGUGGGGGAUAGUACACUUAAGAUCCUCUUUCCUAGGCUUUUUAAUUUGAGUCUCUUUAAAGACGGUAACGUGGAGGGGGCAGGGAAACGGACGGAGGAAGGGUGGGUGUGGGACUUCAAAUGGAGAAGGGAGCUGAGGGAGAGGGAGAAGGAGAUGGAAGCGGAUAUGAGGUCCCUCAUUGGGGGUCUUUCUCCUUGCCCAGAUCUUAAGGACGGCUGGAACUGGAAGAGCGCAGCGGGGGGAACCUUCUCGACUAAAGCGGCUUAUGAAGAGUGCGCUAAAGCGGAAGGUCAACAUUCGGGAAGAUACAUUGAAGCUAAUGCUCAAUUGUGGACGGCACCGGCUCCUAACAAAGCCAGAGUCACAGCUUGGAGAAGCAUCUGCAACAGGUUGCCAACAUGUGAAAAUCUUAUCAAAAGGAAUGUCCAGAUCCCAGUCGAAGAAAAGUGGUGCAAUUCGUGUGUAUGGAGGGCGGAAACAGUUGACCAUUCCUUAAUCCAUUGCACGAAAGUCGAUCGCGUUUGGGACCAAAUUCAUCAAUGGAUCGGAAUUGAUACAGCUAAACCACAAAGAGUAGAAGAUCACUUCAUGUCUUUCAUCGGAGGAGGGAGAGGUAAGAGAAACAAGAACUUUCUUAAAGGUCUUUGGAUUGGCACAGUUUGGUUGAUAUGGAAAUAUAGGAAUGAGGGUAGGUUUGAGAACAAAAAUUGGGAGGUGUCCAAUCUUGUUAAAGAUAUCAAAGGAAGGCUGUGGAGUUGGAACAAAACCUUUCAUGUUGUUGAGUCCAACGUUUCCUUUUCCAUGUGGUGCUCUAACGAGUAUUCACCACUUGUUUGA
Molecule: messenger RNA, 1077 nt
Organism: Salvia miltiorrhiza (redroot sage)
Lineage: Eukaryota; Viridiplantae; Streptophyta; Magnoliopsida; Lamiales; Lamiaceae
Exons: 1
Coding region: 1-1077 (358 amino acids)
Source: RefSeq, a predicted model, not a curated record